Messenger RNA from Diaporthe amygdali, 1533 nucleotides. RefSeq lists its product as uncharacterized. The coding region runs from base 1 to 1533 and encodes 510 amino acids. Gene Ontology annotation, biological process: transmembrane transport. The record is from RefSeq and is a predicted model, not a curated record. Gene Ontology annotation, molecular function: transmembrane transporter activity. The transcript is spliced from 2 exons. Gene Ontology annotation, cellular component: membrane. Lineage: Eukaryota; Fungi; Ascomycota; Sordariomycetes; Diaporthales; Diaporthaceae.
AUGGGCGUCCAAGACACAGGAGUCGACGUCUCCGAGACGGCUACGGGAACAGAUGACACCGCACACCCUUUGUCCGAUCUGGAGAGUGGCGCACCGGAUGAAGGAGUGUUCAAGUACACAUCCAAGGUCAUUCCGUAUUUCAGAAACCGCAGGAAUGUACUCAUCUUCAAGCUGGACUGCCUCCUUCUUCUUUGGAUGUUCGUGGCCGGGCUGAUGAAAGAGAUGGACCAAUCGGCAACAACCCAAGCUUAUGUCUCUGGGAUGCGGGAGUCUCUUGGCCUCUACGGAAAUGAGCUCGUCAUGUUCACCACGUUCUUUUCCAUUGGGUAUGCGCUGGGGCUUGUCCCUGGGCAACUGAUCCAGACCAGGUUCCGACCUUCGAUAUUCCUACCGCUGUGCGAGAUCACCUGGGGUCUCCUUGUCCUCUUCACGUACAAGGCUCCCAACGCCCAGACUGUGUACGGUCUUCGCUUCUUCCUGGGUCUCUUCUCGUCUGCGUUCUGGCCGAGCGUGGUGUCCCUCAUUUUCAACUGGUACACACCGUCUGAGCUCGCGCUCCGCCUGGCAUUCUUCAAUGUCUCCGAUGUUGCUGGAGCCAUGUUCCUGGGUGCGCUUCAGGCCACUCUCUAUACCAACAUGAAUGGUGUCCACGGUCUGGGAGGGUGGCAAUGGCUCUUCAUAAUAGCCGGCGCAAUCACCGUCGGUCAGGGACUGCUCGGCUUCCUGACCAUUCCCGACUCACCUGCCAACACCAGAGCCCUCUGGCUCAACCCAGCAGAGAAGCGGCUGGCAAGGCUGCGCAUGGGCGAGUCGGGCAUCAACACCACAGUGCGCAUUCCCCCCUCUGUCCUGAAGAAGAAGUUGCGGCACAUCAUCGUCCAUCCGAUCACAUACUUCUUUCUCUUCGCCUUCGCCCUCACGGCCUGGUCGCACCGCGCCAACUCGUACUUCGUGCUCUACCUCGAGAGCCUGGGCUACGACACAUACCACGUGAACGUCAUCCCUCUUGGUGGCUAUGCGCUGCAGAUCGUCACGAAUCUCAUCUUCAACUCCCUCUCGGACUGGAAGCAUUGGCGCUGGCAGAUCAGCAUUGGGUCCGCGUGCGCUCUGGGCGUGUGCCUAAUCGUGCUCUGCGCGUGGCCCCCCAACAGCACCGCAAUCCUGACGUUCUACUUCCUCUCGUAUGCCACCAACGCGGGCCAGCCGAGCUUGAUGGCCUGGAUGGCAGAGAUCCUGCGGAAGGAACCCGAGGCGCGGUCUAUUAUCGUGGCUAUGACCGUCACUAUUGUGUAUAUCGGUCAUGCAACGAUCCCAUUGCGGGCGUGGCGUGUGGCCGACUCGCCGAGGUAUCCUGUGGGCUUUCCGCUUGUUACUGCCUUUAUGGCAGCGUCGAUAUGCGUGCAGCUGGGGAUGUUGUGGUGGGAUAGACGGCAUCCUGAUAUUGCUGAUCACGGCUUUGAGAAAUAUGCCAGUGGAGAAAUUGAGGUUUCAGCUGAUGACGAGAAACCUCCGCGUAAAGAGGAAUCUGUAUAG